Clunio marinus is the source of this 792-nucleotide messenger RNA. The record is from the annotation of a GenBank genome assembly. NCBI's taxonomy places the organism in Eukaryota, Metazoa, Arthropoda, Insecta, Diptera, Chironomidae.
CGUGUGGUUCACGACCGGAACAUUGGCGACGAGGAUGGGAUAGUUUCUAAAAUUGAAUCGAGGGCAAAGUGAACGACACGUCGUUCACGAAGAAUGUCAAGGCAAGCUGCACCUUCAAUGUCUGGAAGUGAGAGAGCUGGAACGAUAGCUGAAGAAUUCUCAUUUUCCGGACUAAUGGCAUCAGUUAACUCUGAACUAACAUCGCGAUCUUCCGGUGUUGAAGCUGGAACGACAUCUGAAGAAUUCUUAUUUUCCGAGUUAAUGGGAUUAGUUGACUCCAAAUCGAUGUUUUGAAGAAAACAAAAGGAAAAUAGAGAAAUUACCUUCGGUCUGUGUCGAGGCAACUGCAGCGGACACAAAGAAGUUGAAUGUCGAUAUGGGAACAACCGCUCGAGUUAAUGAUCCACGGUGACGGUGCCGCGGAUUCGGAGUAAAAGAGACGGCAUAGCGUGCAGACGUGUGGUUCACGACCGGAACACAUGCUGUGAAGUUUUUCUAAUAAUGCAGCAUUUCUUUGCUCCAUUUCUUCAAUCAAGGACGAUUGAAAUGACAUCCACCAUAGAAUAUCUGGGAAAGAACUUUGUCACAGUUCUCCGGCUUCGAUCAACUGCUGGGUCUCAAUAUUGGACAUAACUCAAGAUAUCAUGAUUAUUUAAUAAUAUAAAUGAUAAUAUGAAGUUGAAGUGAUGACAAAGUUACACGUGCUUGAUUCAACAGAACUGAUUGAAAGGCAUUAAAGUUGAAGUACCACACAAACAUGAAAUUAUUUUCUCUUGCGAACAAUUUGGUGCU